AUGAAGACAAAUACUGUUUUGGCGACUGUAUUGGCCCAGGCCGCGAGCGGACUAAGAGUUGAUUUCGGAAAUAAUGACUCGAAAAGUUACAGAUCACUAGACGAGCUCCAGAAGCAACGCGUCCGGGCCGCCUCUAGAAUCGCCACCGACCGCGAAUCGUUCAUCGCCAAUCUUCGCAAAAACAACUUUUUCGCCGUUCCCGAAUUCGAAAUCACAAAAAUCGUAGACUUGAAUGUCGACCUUCGCGAUGUGCGACCAAACGACAUUGAUGUUGAUUUUCUGAAAAUGAAUCGCGGCUUUGGUUUUUUGGAGAGUGACGAUCCUCAAAGCCGAAUGCUCUGCAAAACCAUCUGCGUCGAGUUCACCAAGUCCUAUCUCGCCCAACACUGGCACGAGGACAAAUGGUGGGGUCUCCACUUCAGCCAGCUCUGCAACGAGCUCCAUGUUUAUGAAGACGCGACGACGUUUAAAAUGUGUCUUGGGGAUGAAAACACUUCGGAUUUUCUCAACUGCGGGACGAACCUGAACACCAAUGCGACCCAUGCUGUUUUCUCCAACCACGUGACUCACUUCUUCCCCGAUCGAUCGAGCACAGCUGGAUUGGAAGUCGGUACUUUUGGAACGCAGAAGAUUUUUGAGUGGAAAUGCACCUACCCGCUUCAGAUGGUUCAUAGUUCCGAUGUUCUUUAUAACGAAAAGAUCGUCAUCGAUUCACUCGAUGCUUCUGGAAAGUUUGGAGUGGAUUUUGAAUUGUAUGCCGAUGAAAACUACACGGAUUUGAUCAAUCUUUCAAGCCCGACUUUGGAUACAGGAAAUUUUCUGAACAUGAAAGUCGUUCUCGAAGAACCAAUGAAUGGGACAAACCUUCAAGUUGUCUCUUGCUGGGCAACUCCUACUGAAGACAUCAACGAUAAGGAUGGUUUCGAGUUCUACGACGAUUUUUGCACAACUCCAAUCGGCUCACAAAUCGAAAUGACGAUCCGCGAAAAUGGACAAGAAUCCGAAGUUCUCUGGCAAUCCCGAGUUUUCAAAUUCACAAACUCUGAAAAUGUCUACAUGCACUGCAAAGUCAAUGUCUGCAUCGAAGACUUUGAUGGUAGCUGCGCUGUCGAAUGCGCAAAAUCUCGAUCUCCAAGAGAUGUUUCUUACGAUGGUCAAAAUGUUGUCUCCCUUGGUCCCAUUCGAUUCACUGGCUAUUCCAAAGCUGAGUACUUGAUAAUUGAUCCAGCGACAGGACUCGUUGGGGAACAAGGAGAAGAAGCAACUUUUGAUGCCGAGUUUAACUUUAUCAACCACUUUCUAAUCGCACUGAUAACGCUUAUCACAAUGGUCAUGCUCGUUGCAAUUUAUGGAGCGACAAGAAAAUGCCCAACAGAAGACUCGACUCUUGCAUAA
Molecule: messenger RNA, 1395 nt
Organism: Oikopleura dioica
Lineage: Eukaryota; Metazoa; Chordata; Appendicularia; Copelata; Oikopleuridae
Source: the annotation of a GenBank genome assembly